Molecule: messenger RNA, 744 nt
Organism: Sitophilus oryzae (rice weevil)
Lineage: Eukaryota; Metazoa; Arthropoda; Insecta; Coleoptera; Curculionidae
Product: alpha-2C adrenergic receptor-like
Exons: 2
Coding region: 1-744 (247 amino acids)
Biological process (GO): adenylate cyclase-activating adrenergic receptor signaling pathway
Cellular component (GO): membrane
Molecular function (GO): G protein-coupled amine receptor activity
Source: RefSeq, a predicted model, not a curated record
AUGGCUCUGGCCAAUUUGACGGCACGCACCGCUCUAGCAGUCGAAGACGCUCUGCUCCUCGCCGCAGCGGACAACGGCAGCGUCAACUCCUCCAUCAUCUCGAACGCGACCCUCGCCGUUCCCCACUACCCCAGCGGCUACACGCUUCCCCAAAUCGUGGUAGCCUCCAUCGUCGUAACCAUCCUCAUGAUCGUGGUGGUCGUGGGUAAUAUGCUAGUAAUCAUCGCAAUCACGACAGAAAAAGCUCUAAAAAACAUCCAGAACUGGUUUAUUGCAUCUUUAGCGGUCGCGGACUUCUUCCUAGGGCUGAUAAUAAUGCCCUUUUCCCUAGCCAACGAACUGAUGGGCUAUUGGAUUUUCGGUGCGUGGUGGUGCGAUGUGCAUUCGGCCAUGGACGUGCUGCUGAGCACGGCGUCGAUCAUGAACUUGUGCCUGAUCUCGCUGGAUCGGUACUGGAGUAUCACGCAGGCGGUCGAGUACCUGAAGAAGCGCACGCCGAUGCGGGCGGUACUGAUGAUAGGGGCAGUUUGGGUGUUGUCGGCGCUGAUCUGCAUCCCGCCGCUGUUGGGGUGGAAGGUGGAAAGACCGGCGGAAGAGCAGUACCCCAAGUGCCAGAUUCCGUUGGGGUUUGCGGUACUUGAAGACGCUGAAUUUAAAGAUGCUGAAUUUAAAUUGAAAUUAAAUGAACCUAUAAUAGGUGCAAAAACAUUAGUAUUAUUAUUAGACUUUGUAGCAGUUUCAUAG